GGGCGCUGCAGUUCCAUGCAACUCGUCGACAACCACAAGGAAGAAGACGCAUGGGAAAGUGACAGAUUUUUUUGUGUGUUUGUGUGAGCUACCUUCUGUGUGAAACACUACAGUGUGCAAACAUAGAAUUCAUAUUUACGCAGCUGAAAUAGGCCAGCGAUUUAAUCGGCACCAGAACUGAAAACUGAAUCUCUUACCGCCCCAAGUCACAUCUCAGCAUGGCAGAAAACACAGAGCAAAACGACACAAAGCACGACAACGCGUCUUCGCCCGGAAUGACAGACCAAGAGAAAGAAAUGGCCGCCUGCGCGUAUGAAUCCUUCUUGGCCGGUAAGUACAACGAGUCUCUCAGGCACCUGGAAGCCCUGCAGGAGCUGAACAAGGAGGACUACAAGAUCGCUUUGAAUAAAGCCGUUGUGGAGUUUUACAAGAGCGGUCAGACUACCACCGGAACUCUGAAGCAAAGCCUCAUGGCCAUGAAGAACCAGGUUCACACAGCAACGGAGGACGUGGAUGGGCUGGAUGACGUCGAGAACAGCUUGUUGUACUACAAUCAAGCCAUCAUCCACUAUCAUAUGCGGCAAUACUCUGAAGCCAUUUCCAUCGGAGAGAGACUUUAUCAGUUCCUGGAACCAUUUGAAGAAAAGUUCUCCCAGGCUGUGUGUUUUCUGCUGGUGGAUUUGUACCUGCUCACCUUCCAGCCUGAGAAGGCCCUCCACCUGUUGGCGGUGCUGGACAAACUGUCUGUGCAAGGAAGCAACAAGAACGGCAAAGGAGAGAACAACAAAAACGGGGGGAGCCAGAAGGCCGACUUCUCAGCAAUGAUCGAGGCAGCUAAAUCCAAGAUGCAUCAGUAUAAAGUCAGAGCCUACAUUCAGAUGAAAUCCUCCAAGGCGUGUAAAAGGGAGAUCAAGUCCGUGAUGAACACGGCAGGAAACUCUGCGCCUUCGCUAUUCCUCAAGAGUAACUUUGAAUAUCUGCGAGGAAACUACCGGAAAGCAGUGAAGCUGCUCAACAGCUCCAACAUAGCAGAACACCCUGGACCCAUCAAGACAGGCGAGUGUAUGCGGUGUAUGUUCUGGAACAAUCUCGGCUGCAUCCACUUUGCAAUGGGGAAACAUAACUUCGGCAUUUUCUACUUCAAGAAGGCUUUACAAGAGAACGACCACACUUGCGCACAGCUUGGAGACGGCGGUAACGGGCAAGCCAAGAAAUUCACAGGUAUCCCCAUGUGUGCUCUCCUGGCCAACAAACGCUAUGAGCUUCUCUACAACUGUGGCAUCCAGCUGCUGCACAUCGGCAGACCUUUGGCCGCCUUCGAGUGUCUGAUUGAGGCUGUGCAGGUUUACCAUUCCAACCCUCGGCUGUGGCUGCGGCUUGCGGAGUGUUGCAUCUCUGCCAAUAAAGGGGGUUCGGAACAGGAAAACAAAGGUUUGCCUUGUAAAAAAGGAAUCGUUCAGUCAAUUGUGGGACAGGGCUACCAUCGCAAGAUUGUUUUGGCUUCCCAGUCCAUGCAGAACACAAUUUACAGUGAGGGCCAAUCAGCAGCCAUCCCAGUAGCCAGUAUGGAGUUUGCAGCCAUCUGCUUAAGGAACGCUCUCCUGCUGUUGCCUGAACACCAACAGCAGGAUGCAAAGACGGAGAACAGCUCCAAGAGCUCCAGUCAGUCAGGAAGCACAGAGAGCGGCAGCGAGAACAGCGAUGCUUGCAGCGGUAAAGGUCAGGAAGCCGACAAGCUACUCUCUGCAGCGCCAUCAUCUCCUCUCAGAAAACAGGAAGUGGAAAACCUCAGGUGCUCCAUCUUGGCGUGCAGUGCCUACGUUGCAUUAGCACUGGGCGAUAACCUGAUGGCUCUGAACCACGCUGAGAAACUGCUCCAUCAAUCAAAGCUGUCGGGAUCCCUCAAGUUCCUCGGUCACCUCUACGCUGCUGAGGCGCUGAUGUCACUUGACAGGAUCUCCGACGCGAUCGCUCACCUCAACCCAGAGAAUGUCAACGACGUGUCGAUGGGCACGCAGAGCAGCGAGCAAGACCCAGGAUCUGAUAAAGGAGAUGAGCCAGCUGAAUCCUCCGGGAAGCAGACGCCUCUGUGUUAUCCCAGCAGCGUGGCGUCAGCUCGGGCCAUGAUGCUCUUCAACCUGGGCAGCGCGUACUGCUUGCGCAGCGAAUAUGACAAAGCUCGCAAGUGCCUUCAUCAGGCUGCCUCUAUGGUGAACACCAAGGAGAUCCCACCUGAAGCCAUCCUGUUGGGAGUCUACCUGGAGUUGCAGAACGGGAACACGCAGUUGGCCUUGCAGAUCAUCAAACGGAACCAACUGCUGCCCACGGCCACCCAGAGGUUGUCCCCAGACUCCCGCAAAGCCAUCCAGCUGCCCUCGUCCUUCACACAAGUUCAGCCAUCCGGGCGUGUGUUAAAUGCAAAUCUGGCGGCCGACUGAUGUGAUACGCGAUCAUGGACUGAGGCUUCUCGACCUUUUAAAUUCAUUUUGACCACAGGAUCUGUGUGUAUGAAUUGAAUUGCAAAAAUACAUUUUUAUUUACUUUGA
Messenger RNA from Doryrhamphus excisus (bluestripe pipefish), 2546 nucleotides. The record is from RefSeq and is a predicted model, not a curated record. NCBI's taxonomy places the organism in Eukaryota, Metazoa, Chordata, Actinopteri, Syngnathiformes, Syngnathidae.